AUGGCCACCGCUUGGGCGCAGAAGCAGUUCUCGCUCCCCGCCAAGUCGCGCGGGUCCUAUCUCAUCACGGACGACGUCCUCAAGGCGGUGCCCGAGAUCAAAGACUUCAAGGUCGGCAUCCUGCACCUGUUCGUGCAGCACACAAGCUGCGCCCUCAGCCUUAAUGAGAACUGGGACAGCGACGUCCGGGCCGACAUGAGCGAUGCACUGGACCGCAUCGCGCCCGAGGCGGGGCCCAAGGGCGAGGCGCUGUAUCGCCACGACGACGAGGGUCCGGAUGACAUGCCGGCCCACAUCAAGAGUGCGCUGAUCGGUGCGAGCGUGACCAUCCCCAUCAAGGACGGCAAGCUUGCAACCGGCACAUGGCAGGGCAUCUGGUAUCUCGAGUUCCGCGCCUCGAAGCACCAGCGGAGGCUCAUGGCGACAAUCCAGGGCCAGAAGGCGUAA
Messenger RNA from Verticillium alfalfae VaMs.102, 447 nucleotides. Its product is annotated as yjbQ. Bases 1 to 447 code for a protein of 148 amino acids. The record is from RefSeq and is a predicted model, not a curated record. The transcript is spliced from 3 exons. NCBI's taxonomy places the organism in Eukaryota, Fungi, Ascomycota, Sordariomycetes, Glomerellales, Plectosphaerellaceae.